AUGGAACAUAAUAAAUGGAUUGAUCAAAUAAAUGAUAAAAAUUUAUUUAAUAAACUUGCAGAAUUGAGAAGUGAAAAUAUUAGACAAGAAUAUGAUAAAACAUAUAUUAAAAAAAUAAUUACAGGAAGUUCAAAUUUAAGUAUAUGUCAAAAAAUAUCAUUACAAAUGAGAAAUAUUAAUUCAAAAAAUAUUGAAAUAUUAAAACAAGAAAUUAGUAAAUAUAAUUGUAAAAGAUAUUUACAAGAAUAUAUUUCAAAUAUGAUGCAAAAUUCAUUUGAAGAUGGACAUUUAAUAAUAAAUUAUGUAGAAUUAUGUUGUUUAUUUUCACAAUAUUAUGAAAAUGAUUUUUGUAAAGAAUUAAAUGAAAUACUUUUACAAAAUUCUAAUAUAAUAAAAAAAUCAUUUGGAUAUUAUAUAUUUAUUGUUGAAUUAUUUCUUGUUUCAUUACCUAUUAAAGGACAUAUUUUAAAACAACAAUUUAUUGAAGGAUUAACAUUUUAUUUACAAAGUCAAUCUAAAGAAGAAAUAACUAUUACAACUAAAAUGUAUAUUCCAGAAAUAAUUUAUUUAUUAAAUUUAAUAGGUUCAGUAUUUACAACAAUUCAUUUUUCAUCUCCAAAUCUUCAAGAAUCAUUAAAUCAAAUUUUAUGUGAAGAUCAAAUAAUUAAAGAAAAAAUUUGUAUAUUAAUUGGAAAAAGAGAUAAAUUUACUGAUUUAUUUACUGAAUAUAAAAAAAGAGUUGAUAAAUAUUGUAGUAUUGGAGGAAUUCAAGAAAAUCAAGAACUUAUUAAUAUAUUAUUUCUUCAAAUGGGAUAUAAUAUGAAUUAUACUGAAUCUAAAGAAGAAAUUCAAUCAAAAAAUUUAUGUAAUUUAUAUGAUGAUAAUGAAACAAGAGAUUUUUAUACUGUAUUUCCAUCAUUUUCUGAUAUUAAACAACAACCUUUAAAAACUCAUAUUGAUAUAAAAAUUAAAUUUAAAAAAUAUAUUGAAUUUUUAAAACAAAUAGAAGAUGAAAAACAAGUUAAUUCUGCUGUAAGAGAUUUUUUAACUACUUAUAAACAUUUUGUUUUUAAAACAAUUACUAUUAAAACAUUUUUACAUCAAUUAAUUUCUAAAAUUACUAGUAAAUAUAAUAUUUCAUUAUAUAGUAAAUAUUUUUAUUUAAUUCAAUUACAAACAAAAGAAAAUAUUGCAUCUAUUAUAUUAAAAUUAUUUGAAAAUUCUAUUAAUUUUGGUUAUAUUUCAAAUUGUAUUAUUAUAUUAUCUGAAUUUUUUAAAUUCUCUUUAGAUAAAACUUAUUUAAUGGAAGCUUAUGAUUAUUUAUUUUCUACAGAUUGUCCACUUUCAUCAAUUAAUAAAUUACGUCUUAUUUACAAUUCUAUGGAUUUUUGUUGUAGACAUUAUGUUAAUUUAUUUGAAGAAUCAGAACAAUUAUCUAAUAUAAAAAUAUUUCAACAAUUAUCAAGAACAACAAUUAAAAAAGAAAAAAAUGAAUGUAUGAGAUUAUUUAUGAAAAUUAAACGUUUACUUGAUUCAACUCAAAAUAUUCAAGCAGAAGAAGAUGAAUAUAUUCCUCCUCAAGAAUUAUUUUUACAACAUUUAUUUAGUCAUCCUUCUGAACUUACAUUACAACAAAGAAUUAUUUUAUUAAGAAAAUUUAAUUAUGAAGAUCCAGAAAUAUGUGAAUUAAUUAUAAAACAUUUAAUGGAUUCAUUAAUUAAUGGUGCAUUUAUAAAUGAAAAAGAUGUUGUUAUUAUGGCUAUUCAAAUUUCACAAUGGCAUCCAAAAAUAUUAGUUUCUGUUAUUGAUCAAUUAAUUUAUUGUACUACAUUUGGAUUUGAACAUCAAGGAGUAAUGAGUAAACAACAUAGAAUUGUUUAUGUUGCUGCAUUAGCUCAUUUAUAUAAUUUAAAUGGUAUUAGUGAUACUUUAAUAUUUAAAAUUGUUGAUAUUAUUCAUAAAUUAUCUAAGUAUUAUCCAGAAAAUGAUGGUCAUUUAUCUAGAAAAGUUACUUCUUUAUAUUCUGGUAAUUUUGGUGCUCGUUUAUUAAUUAAAAUAUUUUCAAUUUGUAUAGAUAAAAUGUAUUCUAAGAAACCUCUUUGGGUAUUAAAAAUGAUUAUAAAUAUUCAAAUUUCAAUGAAUAAUAAAAAUAUUAAAGAUUUGGAAACUGAUUUAAAUGAGGUUUUAAAAAAGAUUAAUUUCCCUAGAAUGAGAGGAACUCUUGGAACAACUGAAUUAAAGAAAGUUUUUAGAGAAAUUAGUCAAAAGAAUUAUACUCUAGAACAAAUUAAAAUUAUUAUUGAUAGAGCUUAUAAAAAUAUCCAAUGUCAACUUGAUGCUGAAUUUUCUUCAAGAAUUGAUGAACUUAAAAGAUCAGAAGAGGCAAAAAAGAAAGAACUUGAAGAAAUUAGAAUUAAAAAAGAAAUAGAAAAGAAGAAAGAACAAGAGAAAAUACAAAGAAUGACUAAAGAAGUUGAUGAAUCGGAAUUUAUUGAUGAAGUAACUCAAAACAUUAAAGAAAUGACAGAAAUGGCACCUGAUGGUGCUAUUUCUAAUGAAACUCAAGUUGUUAUGGCAUUAGAUCCUCGUAAUUUCCAGAAAGAGACUGGAAAACGAAUUAUUGUUGUUACUUCAGAUGGAAAAUCUAAAACUCUCAAUCUAGAUGAAGAAAAAGAAAAUAAACCAAAAGAAGAAAUAACUCCAAUACCAAAACCACAAAAGAAAAAAGUUAAAAUUAUUUUACCUCAAUAA
Entamoeba dispar SAW760 is the source of this 2751-nucleotide messenger RNA. RefSeq lists its product as uncharacterized. Gene Ontology annotation, biological process: nuclear-transcribed mRNA catabolic process, nonsense-mediated decay. The coding region runs from base 1 to 2751 and encodes 916 amino acids. The transcript has a single exon. NCBI's taxonomy places the organism in Eukaryota, Evosea, Mastigamoebida, Endamoebidae. The record is from RefSeq and is a predicted model, not a curated record. Gene Ontology annotation, cellular component: exon-exon junction complex; cytoplasm.